AAAGUGAUAUUUCUGUGAAAGAGUUUAGGAGACCGCUUAAAUAUUACAUAGUCGUGCUUCUGCUUUUAUUUUGAGACUCUGAAACCGGAAGACUAAGCGGUUUCCGGCGCAGGUUUGACAGCAGGUCCCGUUUCUUUUUUUUCACAUCUUUGCUUUCUUUAUUCCUCUCACUGCCUCUCUCUUUCUGUCUCUGCCUAUUUAAACGCCUUAUAGCCUGUCGGGUGUGUGACUGUACGCUUGCGUGCAGUAUUUAUUUGUUUAUUCACCUUAUGUUGACGUAUCGAGCUUUUAGGUUUUAGCCCGUUCCUCAAAUGAGAAGACGUAAAAGAUGGAGCUGCACAUUUUAGAGCACAACCUGAAAGUGGCGAGUAUAGAGAAGGAGGGGAUCCAGGUCUGCACUCACGGAUUAAUAAAACUCGCUUUCUUGGCCCCCAAAACAAGAUGCAAAUUCUUCAGUUUGACUGAGACCCCAGAGGACUACACCAUCAUCGUGGACGAAGAGGGCUUUAAAGAACUGCCACAGUCAGAGCACAUCAGCGUCGCUGAUGCCACUUGGUUGGCCCUGAACGUGGUUUCAGGAGGUGGAAAUGCCUCCAAUUCCCAACCCAUCGGAGUCACCAAGAUUGCCAAAUCUGUCAUCGCACCGCUGGCCGACCACAACAUCUCUGUUUUCAUGCUGUCAACGUAUCAAACUGACUACAUUCUGGUUCGAGAGCGAGACCUGCCCAUGGUCAUGCACACCUUGUCUUCCGAAUUCACUUUGCUGCGGGUGGUGAACGGAGAGACGGUGGCUGCACACGAUUUGGGUGUCACCAAUGGAUUUGUAAAACCAAAACUAGUCCCUCGUCCCAUCAUCCACCCUCUAUCCAGUCCCAGCAACAUGUUCUGUGUGACCAGCCUGGACCCAGACACACUGCCCUCUGUGGCCACGCUGCUCAUGGAUGUCAUGUUUUACUCUGGAGGAUCCAAAGAUUGUGGUGCAUCCAAUGAAGAUUCCAAUCACAUCCGUUUCUUCUCCUUCUCACUGAUCGAAGGUUACAUCUCUCUGGUCAUGGACGAACAGACAACUCAAAGAUUUCCUAACAACGUACUCUUCACCAGUGCUUCUGGUGAGCUUUGGAAAAUGGUCCGCAUUGGGGGUCAACCUUUAGGAUUUGAUGAGUGUGGUAUUGUGGCUCAAAUAUCAGAACCACUGGCAACAGCUGACAUUCCAGCCUAUUACAUUAGCACCUUUAAAUUUGACCACGCCCUGGUUCCUGAAGAAAACAUCCAAAGCGUGAUCAAAGCUCUGCGGACCGAGAGUAUGGCACAGUGAAGGAAAACUCCUUCGUUUCGUUUUCAAAGUCGCUUUGUUCAAAACAUUUUAUUGUGCCCGAAAAGUGCCAAGAGCUUAUCAGCGGACUACUGUGGACUGGCUCUGAUAGAAGAACAGGAGGAGGAAGAGGAGGAGGUCUAAGCACAGAGUGUGGGUGGAGUACUUUUUGUUUUUCAAGAGAACAGAUGAAGUGAUUAGGGAGUCUCGAGCUGCAUUUCCACUGCACAGUACCAGGAACUCUUAGUACCAGGACACAAUUAGUCGAUGGUUCAUACUUAAAUUAAAUUAAAUUCUAAUGACUCCGAAACCAUUUGACUCGAUAAGAACGAAACACUGUUACCAGGUCUCAGUACAAGACAAUACAACAACUAACAUUUCCAGCAGCAGAACACCUCUUAGCUUAAGUUUAAAACAGCUUAGACAUGGACAUGGAAGGAACCAAAAAAAGAUCCAUAACUACUAAUCAGUCAUCAAUACAUACAUUCAUCAAUACAUCAUUUCCUGUUAGUUUCUUUGAGAUACAUCAUGACAAAAUGUUAAUAGAAGUUUGGUUUUCUCCACUUUGGUUUUCGCUCCACUGUAGCAAUAACUGGAUCCCACUGACGAAAUAACACAUAACGCUCCACACAGGGUGGAGCGUUAUGCAUCGUUUAUAGCCUUUAAAUUAAAUGGGAGUGACAAAUGGAUCGAUCACAGUAAUUAGUGCGGCUUCACCAGACAAUAAAAUACUCAUUAGUCACAGCUUUAUCUAAUGCUGGGUGGUCACAAGGACCAAGGGAGGUCAAAAUGUACGGUAACAAGAGAGUCUAAGUCAACAUGGGGAAAAACGUUAUUAACGAAAACAAAAUCGUAAUUGUACUUUCGAUGGUCAUGAGUAUGAGAUUAAAAAAUGUUUCUGUAUAAAAAAAAUUUAAAAAAAGAAUUCCCCGAUACAUUUUAAUGGAAAGAAAGGUUGGUUUUCACCUUCUAUUCUUUUAAAAUACAGGUGCUGCACUCCAAUUUCUCCUGAUACGUUUUGCUACCUAAACAAUGUGUCGUUAGGUUCCUGGUCCGAGAGGUGCAAAGUUCCUGGUACUAGUUUGGUGUGGUGAAAAUGCACCGUGUGCCACUCAGAUGGUUGAGUGUUUUGUCCAGCUCCUCCCACUGCUCUGAUUAGUUGUUGCUUUUACCGUUUACCACUUUCUUUCUUUUCCCUCUGAAGCUGCUUAAUCCCACUCCCCAGACCCCUCGUGAGCACCAUACUGUAUUAGUUACAUAAUCCCUCUCCUGGAAGGAUGAUGAAUGUACUCUAAAAAAAUGAGAAGAAGAAAAAAACAACAAUGGAAGACGUUUAUCUCAAGCUCUCAGAUUUUAAGUUUUUUUCCACGUCAUUUUAGUGCCAUGAUGUUUGAAUGUCUGUCGAAAAAAAAAAAAUAGUGUGCAAUUGAAGGAGACAGACUGAAGGUAAUGACAGAACAGUAACAUGGUUUGAUGUUUUAUUUUUCUGCUUUUAGUAACUGUUUGUAACUGAGGAGCUGAAUUCAGUUCUGAGAAACAAAAGCAACAAAGUGAAUUGGAGGAAUUAACCUUGCAAAGCUUUGAUCAUUGCUGUGCGUUCACACUGUGAGCAACAAGGUCAUAGGUCAUGUAGUCUUUUAACUGUGUAAAAUUCAAACUGACAAAUCAUUGACAUGAGACAGAUUUUUAAACAAACAUUACAUUGUAGGAAGUAAGCAGAAAGUUAUUUUUUUAAUCAUGGAUUUAAACAGUCAAUAAUAGAAAUCAUAAUCAUGAUGCAUGAUUAAAUCAAUGAAAAACCUUUUCAUCAUUUGGCAGCUAACCUGUUUUUUCCUUUAGUGCGUAAAAUUAACUUUUGAGUGUGAAGAUAGUAGAGAUUUUGCAAUUAGGAAACAGCAGCUCAGACAAAUGAUACAAAAGUCUCAAUUAUUAAAUAGAAAUGUAUGAAUAUGGAAAAUGUUUUUAAACACAUUGAAGUUUCUGUUGUUGUCCUGUAGGGCAUGUUAUUUAAAAAAAACGUUGGUCUGUUACAUGUUUAACAAUUAAAAACAUGGCAGGAUAACAUGUUGCUACAUGGUAGCAAAGAGCUAAACAAACAGUUGCCAUAAAAUUAAGUAAAAAUUGGUCAUUAUUAGUAAUGAGUUGGUCACAAAUACACAGUAGUAGCAACUUUUAUCUAACUUGACAUAAACUGUCACCAUGUUAGCGACUUUGAUGCCAAGUUUGUCAUUUGGCAUUAGCAUUGGGUUUAUGUUGUCAUUCAUUUAGCAUAUUGUUACAUUUAUCUCUUAAAGCUAAAGACCUUGCUAUUAGUCCACAGUUCAACCCAAACUGCGCAGUAGUCUAAAAAAUGGAAAUUCACCCCCCUCUUAUUGUAGCAUUAGUUAGCGUUACAGUCAGUCGUUCGUGAUUGUUUUUAAUCCUCUUGGUCCCUGUUAGCGAUCAUGUUGCUUGCAGUGUGAACCCUUAGCUAACCCUGAUUUUAUUGACAAAUAACUGACAAUAUUUGCAUUAACCGUUUUUGUUUUGUUUUUUAAGUUACUGAGCCACUUUGACAGCGUACUUAAACAAUGACAUAAGCUAAAGUUCACAGUGGGCAGGGAACUGUUUUCCUACAAGCCCAUGGUGUCCACUUAGGUCUUGACCAUAGACAGUAUGUGAGAAAUGGACGAGCCACUAAAUCAGCAACACAUGUAAAGUCCACCCUGUCCCCCAGGUCCUAUUGGACAGUCUUUUGUUAGACACACAAUCUCAUUUUCCACUAAAUGGGAUCCUUUACAACAUGCACCAAAAUAAGAAAUGUAGUUUAUGAAACUGUUUCCAAGUUUAAAACUAAUUCUGGUCAACACAAUCUUUGUUACCAUUCUGAAGUUAGGACCGUAAAAAUGAGUCGCCCCCUAGUGGUUCACUGCUACAUCUUGUCUACUUUUGAGGUUACACUUGAACAGCUUUAUCCAUUUCUUAUUACUGAUCUAUGGUCUUGUCCUCACCCAGCCCACCCCAGCUCCCAGUCUGCACUUUAGAGCAGGUUCCAGCUCACAGACCUGCUGACUCGAUGUGAAAUAUAAGGGGGUGGAGCCAACAAACUUCUGUCCAGAUAUGGAGGAUAUUGUUUGUCUUACACAAUAGAUUUUUUUUACCCCCACUGCUCUUCACAGCAGCUGUUGGUUCCCCUGGUCAUUUCUGAUCAGCAGAUAGAAACAUUUGUAUUUAUCAGUGUUAACAUGUGAGAAGGUGACAUUUCUUCUGAUAGCAUAUAAAAAAUAAAAAAUAAACAUCAGAAAGCUUUUUUCUUUUUGGUUUAGAUUCUUGUGUGUGGGGGGGACGCUUCUUUGUUGUAUUUUUGUUUUCCAUUUUUUCUUUUUUAGCUUGAUGUGUUGAGUUGCUACUGUGGAUACAAUCAUCCUCACACUGCUCUUAGUUCAUGAUGUGUUCUUUAAUCAAUAAACUGGUGACAUCUCUGCC
Messenger RNA from Cynoglossus semilaevis (tongue sole), 4777 nucleotides. It is a transcript of the gene castor2, whose product is annotated as cytosolic arginine sensor for mTORC1 subunit 2. The transcript has 9 exons. The record is from RefSeq and is a predicted model, not a curated record. NCBI's taxonomy places the organism in Eukaryota, Metazoa, Chordata, Actinopteri, Pleuronectiformes, Cynoglossidae. Gene Ontology annotation, biological process: negative regulation of TORC1 signaling. The coding region runs from base 329 to 1315 and encodes 328 amino acids.